AUGCGCAGAAUCCACGCUCAGUUUUCGGUAAUGGAGCUUGCUAUGACCCUCUCCGGUCUCGACGGCGAAGCGCUCGGCGUGAAUCCUGCUGUGCAGCGCGCCUUUGACUCCACCGUGCAGUCCGCUAUGGCAGAGUUGGCCGAGGUUCCAUCGCAUGCAGUCCACCUGUCCUCUGUGCGGCCAAUUAGUGAUGGGGGAGUCCGCCUCGAGGCCAAGGUCCGCACCCCGGCCGGGCGCACGGCCGGGGACGUGCGGGGCCGUCUCACAGAAGAGAGGCUUGGUCCUGCGGUCGCGAAGGCGCUCGGGAGCCAGACGAGCCUGCGACCCUUCACUCUCGGGGCUAUUGCUGUCAGUGGCAUGGAGGUUUUCUUCGCGUCAUCAAAGCACCCCUCGACAACCACCGCUUCUACCACCCUCAGGGACGUGGCUUCGCAGGAGAGUGGCGACAGCCUUGGGGAGGCUCAGAUGAUGUACGUUGUUCUGGUGGACAUGCAAGUCCAGGAUCUUGAGAAGUUUGAUGGGGCGGAGUUUCUUCAAGCCUUCGCCCAUGAAGUCGACGUUCCCAGGAGUCGUGUCACGACCGUGCAAACGCAAUUCCAGACCAAGGUGCGCUACCUGGUGCCAGCAUGGGUUACACCGAGCUCCUUGCAGCCUGUCUUAGCCGCCGCAGUGGGAGCACCGCUGAAAGCCGUUGAGGUCUUUGCCUCCUCUCGGCGCCUCUCCGAGGGUGCAGUUGCCCAACACAUCCUCGCCGCUGUGGUCAGCACUGAGGAUCCCUCCAUGGCUGCGCAGCUCGCAGAGGAGCUACGAGACCCCAAGAAGGUCGAGAAGGCAGCAGAAGCACAAGGCAUAGCCUCCCCGCCACUGCAGUUGGAGCAGGCACCGAGCGUCGCGGUGAAGCUGCACACGCUGCUAGACCUGCCGCGGGAUGUGCUUUCUGCGCCGACACCGAAGCACCUUUCUGCGGAGCUGCGCCACCGCCUCGGGGUCGAAGCGACGGCCGACGUGCUGGGUGUGCGAGAGGUCAUCGAGCAAAGAUGGCGGCCGGAUGAAAUGCCAAAGCCACAGGCAAGCGUCGUCCCUGCGACGACCCGGGCCACCACCCACGUGACCACCCAAGCUACUACUACGACCACCACCACCACCACCGCUACUGUGGCCACAACCACGAAAAAAGAGAACCUGAAGGAGGCUCCUUACGGCACGGGGGAGGACCUGACGAUGUACGUCAUUCAGGUGGAGAUGAGCCUGAAGGAUCUUGUGCGCUUCGAUGGUACCAAGUUCAUCGCCGCCUUUGCUCAUGAAGUUCAUGCCCCGAGGAGUCGAAUUACGACCGUGCAAACGCAGUACCAGGCCAAGGUGCGCUACCUGGUGCCCACAUGGCUUGCGCCCAGCUCCCUCCAGCCGAUGCUGGUGGCAGCCCUGGGAGCGCCGCCGAAAGCUGUCGAGGUCACCCUGGGGUCUUCACGGCGACUUGCGGAGGAUGAAGCUGCCGAACACGUUCUCAGCGCUGUGGUCAGCACAGAGGCUGCGUCCACAGCGGUAAAGCUGGCGCAAGAGCUCCGGGACCCCACGAAGGUCUUGGAUGCAGCUGCGACACAGGGUGUUCCCUCCUUUGAGUUGAAGCUCCAGGAGGCCCCCAGUGUGGCGGUGCAGUUGAAAACGAUGUUGGAUCUGCCCGACGAUGUUCUGGCAGCACCGAUGCCGAAGCAUCUUUCCGCAGAGCUGAGCAAGCGCCUUGGUGUCGAAGCGACGGCCGACGUGUUGGGGGUGCGAGAGGUGAUCGAGCAGAGGAGGCGUCCAGAUGUAGCCACGAAGGAGAAGGCGCCAACAUCGCCCAAAGGGCUCGGCUCGCUCUUCCACAUCCGUGCCGGGCGAAUCAGCAUCAACAAUCUUGGUGGUGUGCGCUCCUCCAAAGAGCCCGAGGAGUUGCGCUAUAGUCAUGUGGCCAGCGCUUUUGGCAAGGAGCUGGACUUGGUCGUUCGAGCCGUCGGGUCCUACAAGCCCCGGGAUCCGGCGCUGACUGGAAUCGAUGGACAUGUCUUCGCAGCGGCCAUCAACGUGGCCAACGAUGGGGAUGUUCAGCUCGAGGUCUCCGUGGUCGAGAAGGAUUCCAAUAAGCUGGUCCACCUCCCUCAGUGCCACGUCUCUGUCUUCGACAUUGAGGACCCGCUGCCCACGCUCUCUGCCUCUGGGCAGGUGGAGGUUCUCGGCGCGAAGGUGAUGUUUUGGCGCAAUGGCACGGCCGUGCCCAUGAAGGAGCCCUGGGCCCCACAAGGGCCUGCUGCUUGGUACCCGGUGGGUGAAGAUGGCGCGGUGCGGCUGCGGAUCCGCGCGGAGCGCAGCGGAGGGAAUGCACUGAGCUCCGCCUGGGUGGGGCGCAACUUCUUCAUAGCGCUGCGAUCUCCAGCUGUGACAGUGCAGGAGGAGAUCGAUGCGCCAGCCAGAGGAUCCCACGAGGCUGUGGCUCAGGCGGCCUGGAAAAGGUUAGGGCGCAAGCUGCUGCUUGGCCGUGACAACGUGAUCUUCAACAACCUGGGAGGCCAAGGCCCCGGCCACCUGGACGAGCCGCCGGAGAUUCGCUAUGCCGCGGUUGGCAGCGUUGGCGGCGACAACGUCGACAUGGCACAGUGCUGGGAGAAGAUUAGCAAAUCACGUAAGUAUCGAGAGUGA
Messenger RNA from Symbiodinium sp. CCMP2592, 2673 nucleotides. NCBI's taxonomy places the organism in Eukaryota, Dinophyceae, Suessiales, Symbiodiniaceae. The record is from the annotation of a GenBank genome assembly.